AUGGAGGUCGUCACUGAUGCGGCGUCGUUGGACGUUGAAUUGUUGCAGCUCCCAGAGUUUUCCGCCUUGGCACUCAAGUCUAACCACGAUUUCAUCGAGAAGCUCUUCGACCAGUGGUUGUCGCUUCCGGAAAGUAAUCGAUUGGUAACAUCGUUACUCAAUGAAGCAAAGUCAGGUGUUCCCUUGAAUGUCCCCGUGAAUUGCUCUAGUCCAAAUGCUGCCAAUAAUUCUUUGCCUUCCAUGUUUCCUGCUGGCACUGCUCCACCUCUUUCACCAAGAAGUACAUCUGGCUCCCCUCGCGUUGUGAAACAGAGAGUUGGCCUUUCCAAUUUGGGAUCCCCUUUGAAAGUUGCAAGUGAGCCAGUUAAAGAAGUGAUACCACAGGUUAAGGCAGUCUGA
Sphenostylis stenocarpa is the source of this 399-nucleotide messenger RNA. The record is from the annotation of a GenBank genome assembly. NCBI's taxonomy places the organism in Eukaryota, Viridiplantae, Streptophyta, Magnoliopsida, Fabales, Fabaceae.